Messenger RNA from Brassica rapa (field mustard), 7806 nucleotides. Its product is annotated as dof zinc finger protein DOF1.5. Gene Ontology annotation, biological process: regulation of DNA-templated transcription. The record is from RefSeq and is a predicted model, not a curated record. NCBI's taxonomy places the organism in Eukaryota, Viridiplantae, Streptophyta, Magnoliopsida, Brassicales, Brassicaceae. Gene Ontology annotation, molecular function: DNA binding; DNA-binding transcription factor activity.
AGAUGUGUUGAUGAUAAUGAAAUACAAAGCAUUUAAUUAACACAUCAGUCACAAAUCACAAUGACUAUGCUUGAAAACGGUAUACCUCUUCAACAAGUUUAGGCAUAUAAUUAUGAGGAGGCUUAAAGUUUUCUUCGAAUUGUGGAUAAGUUCAGUGUCAGAAGAAUCGUUUUUUAUAUGUUUCCAAUUACGAAUAAGAAGCAUAUGUUCUCAGAGGUCUAUUCGAAGAACAGUUUUCAGGGUGAACAAAUGCAAAUGAAAAGGAGACCAAAACUGGAGACUUCUUGCAUCAGAUCCGAGCAUCAGCCAGCCUUAAUGGAAAAGUAUUAUCGAUUCGUGAUGUGUUAUAUCAUCUUUAAAGACAUUCUUGGGUUCUUAUAGCAUAAACAUCAAUUCAACUUGACACACAUGGUUUCCACAACGAUGACCCAUGCCAUAAAGACUAAGAUCAUCUUGAUUUUGGAGAAACUAAAUACGUUAUAUAUGUCCUUUAAUCUCCUAAUUUUAUCCAAAGUAUCUGAUAUUUUCUAAAGAUUCCAACUCUUCAACCUAAAUUACUCAAUGCACACGACAACCGUAGCUUGCGGAGAGAACCUAUAUUAGCGUUUAAUCUUGUUAUGCAGGCAACUUUUAUUGUAUGGAAUCUUAUACAUGUGUGUAUUGUGUAGUAGAUAAGCAGAUUUUGUCGUACUUGAUAUAUAUCUUCAAGAAAUUAAAUAUAUUAGAAUAAAAAGCUGGUGCUCAAUUCUUCUUGAAGGUUGACGUAAAUCACAAGUGGUGACAAAUAAUAAUAUAUCCUUGUUUUAAAUGCAUUUUAAAAUACUGUUUUUUAUUCGAUCUGUAUACUAUACGGAAGAAGCUCGUUAUGUUUUCAGCUGUGCUUAUUGAUUUUGGAAGCAACCGCAAUCAAAAAGGUUGAAGAGAAAAUAGUAUAUACACAUUUUUUUUGUCAACAAAAAAUAGUAUAUACACUAAAUAUUUUUAAAAUAUUAGUAAAAAGGAAUUCUAUAGGAUGGCUUUUUAAUUUAUUGGUACAAAAAAACUUUUAAAGAAAAAAAAAAGAGUAAAAGAGAUAUUAUUGAAAGGUAAACUUUUAUAUGUCUAGUGUUUAACUAAUCUUAGAUUCUGGAUUUAGAGACAAGAGUGGAGUUUUGGGAGUUGAGUUUAUUUCAAAAAUAGAAAAUAGAAACUAAAAAUUUUAAAAUAAAAAUUUUAAAAAUAGUUUUAAAAGCAUUUUUGAAUUAAAAAAAAAAUUGAAAAUAAGAAAUUUGAAAAAGAAAUCCUUUAAAAAUUAUAAAAUUUUCGAAUUUAAAAACUAUAAUAUUAAAGUAUAUUAAUUAAAGAAUUAUUUAUUAUUAUUAUCUAUAUAUAUAUAUCUACAAAGCAAGAGAUAUAAGAGUUUUUUUGUUUUUUUAAUAAAAUUUAUUUUGGACAUUUUUUUUUGUGGCAAACAUUUAAAAGAGUUUAUUUGAAAGAAUUUCCCAUUAGUAAAUGCCUAAAUGGUUUUGCUUAUAAAUUAAGAACUUUAAAGAAACAUCAAAAAGUAUUCAGAACCCUUAAGCCGUAAAGUUCGCCUGUAUGUUGCCUUCUUCAAUUAUUAUCUUAUAUCUACCACUUGAAUCGAGUGAUUAAACAAUAGAUAUUUUGUUCUUGUGUGUAGUGUGUACUAUAUAUCAUUUUCUUCGUAGAUAAACAUUUUAUCAACAAUUCUUAAUGCGAGACUCGCAUUCCAUUAACAUCGAAUACUAAAUCUUAGAAAUUUGCGUGCGCCUUAUGGUCAUGCGACGGGAAAUUGAACUUGUUUCGGGAACAAUAUUCAUCUGAUGAUUAGUCAAAAAAAAAAAAUCAUCUGAUGUUGUUUCUUGGACUAUACAGGUCUGGGUGACAGAAUUAUAAUCUCAACUAGAUGCUAGAAAUAUACAAUAUGAUUGUGUCUAGCUACACACCUUUCUGUUGUUUUUGAAUGUGCUUGUUUAAUGAUUGAUCAAGAAAUUGAUAUACCAGGGUAUUUAAAAUAAAAAAAUAUCAUAUAAACAGAAUAAUUUAGCUAAAUAGCAUUUUUUUUACAAAAGCUAAAUUGCAUAUAUUGGAUUCAGCUCCAUUAUACAUAAACAUACUUAGAUUUUAGCUCUAGUGAAUUAUUUGUCGUGAGAUCGUGAAAGACUUGUCAAGAAACUUACUCAUCCCAAAUAUCGGUCACUUAAACCUGGAUAUCUUUGUUUGAUAUCUUUGUUUAAAACUUUUCGGACGAGUCCUCGAAUAAAUUUUACUAGCUCUCAAUCUCAAGAUAUCAAACCUGAAGGUUGAACAAAUCUCAUUAGCUUGUAAUUAUACAUCAUAAUUCAUAACAUUAAUCUCCUAAAUGGAAAACACUACCUUUAGAUUCUUUUGUUCAUAAAUAUAAAAUUAAUUUUUUUUUUGAAUAAUUCGGUAUAUCAUAGCCUUUACCGAGGUAGAUUCAGACUAGCGGCGAGUGUCCGUAACAGCCUAGCCUAUGUUAUCGGCCGGAGUACGUUUUGGUCACCGGACUCUUGAGGAGCCCGAAUGUUAAAUUUUAUCCCCAGUAGCCAGCAUGAUUAAAUUUUCUCCUUAAGUUCUUCGUCUCUUUUGAUCAAAAAAAAAGUUCUUCAUCUCUUUUGAUAAAAAAAAGUUCUUCAUCUUUUUCUUUAAUUAUUUAAUUCUCAAUCGAAGGUACAACUUCCCCCAAUUAAACUAAACAUGUAUUAAAGUUUAUCUUAUUAAUGCGUUGCACUUUAUCUAGCAAUAAGUAAACAUUACUAUGAUUUUCGACCAAAAAAAUAGAAAUAAACAUUAUUAAUUGUAUGGAGUGUCUCUUUAAAACUGUGGAAUGUGGAACCCUCGCAGAGAAACUUCUUGUUGGUAUCACAUGUUCUCCUCAUAAAGCCUAGUGUAUAUAUAAUUAUUUUCAAAAUUGUGAAACAUAAGUUAUAGAGCCAAUUUAUAUCAUAUGGACGACCAUGUGGAAAAACUAAAUCAGAUUUGAUCCUCUCAUUUAUUUUAAAAUACAGCUAGUUAAAAUAUAUAUGAGCAUAGUCCGACAAGUUGGGAUAGCAUGCAAUGAAUAAUAUAUUAUCUUAUUAUAUACAAGAUCAAUAAAGCACGAGCCACAUCUCUAUAGUAGACAUUAAACUAAAGAGAGAUAAUAAUUAUAAUUUUCGCACUUUAUUCGUUAACUAGUUUUAAAUCACUUUAUUAAAGAUAGAAUUAAAGAACAAAACCCAUAGAAAAGAUUUUUGCUUUCUUUAAAAAGAAAGCAUUUUUAUAAAGUGAAUUUUCCGAACCAAAAGAAGCACAUACUGAAAAGAUUAAGAUUUUAAAGGAGACAAGAACCAACAAAAGUUAGUCACCAAACCAAUUGAAAGCCUAAAGUAAGAAGGAAAUAAUAGCCUAAGAAAGGAUAAUCCACCUUUAUAAGUUACAACUAAUUAUAUACACACGCAUAUAUAUAGUUUUAGUCUAUGCAGAACAUGACUAAACUUCCUUUUACUGCACAUUUGUCUAAGAAAUGUAGCACGCAAUGUAAACUGUAUCUCCAUAAACAAGUGAUCGAAAUUUUAGAAUGAAGAACACAAAAUCAUAUAAUAAUCUUAUAUGUGUACAAUAUAAGUUUCAUAUAGAAUUAUAAACAAAACAAACUAGUUUAGCUCAAUUGUCUUUUAAUUUCGAUUUGGCUAUAAACGUAGAUUCAAUCACCUUGCGAGGAGUAUACAGUUGUUUAAAAUCAGACUACAUUUGCAUGCAUAAUUUUCAAAAACAAAAAAAUUCAUGACUUCUACGUAUAUGAUCAUGGAUGAAAUUAUGCUUCUACAUAUAUAAUUUUACGCACAUUUAUAUUCCCUUUUUGAAUAAGUCUAUUAAACUUUUCUUUAGUUUUUAUGUAACGGAAAGUCGAUCUCUCUUAAAAGUACUAUAAAGGUGUUCUUUCUUGCGACUAUGUAGUAUAAAGUUUCCAAUGAGAAAACAUAUAUUAUAAAAGCACGAAUUUGAGAAGAAAAGAGAAACGUGAAUUCGAUUAGUGCUUUCCUUUUUCUUUUUCUUUUCCUCUUUUUCCCUUUCUCUCAUCUUUGACACUUUCUUUUGUGUUUAAUAACGUACGUGAUUUAUGUGAAUUUUAAAUAAAGUACUUUUAAAAACAUGCUUUACUCAACUUUAUUUUAAUUUUUUUUUCUAUAGAGGCAAGUUUAUUUUAUUUUAUUUUCCGGAGGAAAUAUUUACUCAGCAAUUCUACUAAUCGAUCAAACUAAAUUGCUCAAACUAUUAGUACAAACUUACGCUAUCCAUUACCUAUAAGAACUAAGACGGGACCAUUAUGGGUUGACAGCAUUUAACCUAACAGAACAAACAUCAAAAUAUAAAAUAUACGUACCUUCCACUUGGUUUAGUCUCCUUUAAAUCAGAUGUUUGAUAGUCGUGUCAAAAUACAUGCUACCUUGUAUAAUCAUACACCUUAAAUAAAAUAAAUUCUAAUGUUAAACUAAUUUACAAGUUCUUAAUUUGUAUUUAUGUCAAUCUAUACAGAAAGAUCAUUGCAUGGUGCGAUCAUAUCAGUCCUAAUGCAUUGGUUCUCAUUAGAACUCUGCAAUUAAAUGUGUUUGGACAAGAAUAGUAUUAAGAUAGAUGAUUGGAAAAAAUCUUCGUGUUGCACUCUUUUAAAGAAAAACAUUGCAUCUCAGUUCUCAACUGAAAUAACUUUUUUUUUUAUAAACUAUGAAAUAACUUUAUACUCAACUAAACAUUGUUAAUUUGUUACCUUUCAUAACUUAAGUAUAAAUCGAACUCUUCUGGUAAACAAAGUACAAACAAAACAUAAAGAAACUUAUUCUUCUAUCAGCUGAAAUUCAAAUCUCUCUACAAUAUUACAUAUUGGAGGAAUAAAUAAAACGAAUGAAGAAAAUGAAAGGAUGACAAGUGUUUGAUUGACUUGGAUGUAUCCUCUUGUUAGAAGCUUUACUUGAAGUCCCUGCCUAGAUAGAUUGAGUAUGUGUUUAGUUUUAUUUUUGCAUCUUCUGUUCCUUGUUUCUAUGUUGUUCUGUCACAAAGAAAAUUGGUAAUAAAGUUUAACAUUUUUACCAAAAAAAAAAAAUGGAAGGAUGACCGGAAACACACCUGGAAAGAGAGCCCCACGAGAUGAUGUGUGCCUUUGAAUUGAAAGCUGAUCCCUAUUCGCUAUUUUAAUCUCUUCUCAUUUUCUACGCAACACACUAAAGUCUGUUUCUCUUUGGCGGCUUUGUCCAAAUCCAAAUCUUCAAGUUCAUUUAAAUAAUUAUCAUGUAUAUCUAAAAUCAUAUUAUGGAACCGAACAUAUAUAUAACAAUGUUUCAAUUUUCCAUUUAUCAUGUGUAGUAGUUGCAUAUUUACAUUUCUAAAAAUCGUCAUUAAAAUUAGGAUAACAGAGAUACAUAAAUUACAAAAGCUUUGUCAGAUUAUAGUUGCGAUGUUUAAGAUGACUGACACAGUGAUGAUUGAGCAGAAAAGCAAACGAGAGAGUUACCUUCUCAAUUUAGUCUCGGCUCAUGCCACUGAAUCACCUAAAAAUGUUAGUCAACUAUGAAAAUAAGAAAGUUUCAAAAAAACUAUGAAAAUAAGAAGAAUUGGAUGAUACUUCUUCGAAUUUAAAUAGGAUAAUAUACAUCUGUAUGGAGAUUAAUUUUGUUUUGAGAUGGUGGCAUUUGUUUUGUUAUUGUCGCACAAUCUCAUUUCAGAAUGAUAUUUAAUAAGAAUGCCCUUAACACACACGUACAUCUUUUUUUAUAAGUUCUUUAAAAAUUGUUUGAAUAAGUAUAAGAAACCCAAAUUUAAUCGAUCAAAACCAUUCCUACCCAAGAAAUUAUAUAGAAUAUAAGUCUUACUGUUCUGUUUAUCUAACUAAUCACACUUGCUUUUUAACUUCUUUAACGACAAAAUAUUGUUCAUAAUGAAUGAGGGUUGGCAAAUUAAGUUGGCCAAUAAAAAACAUGAAAUAUCAGUAGUGACUAGUGACUAAAAUAUAGUUUUAAAAAGUAAAAAGCUAUAAAAUUCACAUACAGCUUGAUAAGUCAUGAAAAAGGCUAAACAGCAUUAUUCCAGAAAAACUUUUUGAUAAAAUAUACGGAAAGAGUAUAGAUACUGUACUGAAUAGUGAAUAUACAAUUUUGGACAGAAAGAAGAAGAAUACACACAUUUGGUCAGCUGAUAUGGAUCGAGAUACAUAUAACUCUAUAUAUCUCUGAAUGUAGUAAGCAAUAAAUGUGCCUUACAUAUUUUCAUAGAUAUAUAUAUAUAUAUAUUCUCCCUACUAACACUAUUGCUUUUCUCUCUUUUCCUACGUAAAAGAUAUGAUAAUAAUGUUUCAAAAUAAUAUUUUAGAAAAGAAAACAAAAAAUAUCAAAAUCUUCAUCCUAUAAACGUCUCUUCUCUCUUUCAUCACUGCAAGAAACUUAGCUACAACUCCCUUUCUCUAUCUAUAUCACUCUCAUUUUCAUGGCGACCAAAGAUUCCCCAGGGAUUAAACUUUUUGGCAAAACCAUUACAUUCAACGCCAAUAAUAAUAAUAUCAUACAGACGAUUAAGAAAGAAGAAGGGCAGGAACAACAGCCAGAGCUACAAACAAAAAUAGCCGUUAGAUCACCAUCAUCAUCGGAUCUAAUGGCAGAGAAGCGUCCAGACAAGAUAAUAGCAUGUCCGAGAUGCAAGAGCAUGGCGACUAAAUUCUGUUACUUCAAUAAUUACAACGUUAACCAACCACGUCACUUCUGCAAAGGUUGUCAGCGUUAUUGGACCGCCGGUGGAGCUCUCCGGAAUGUUCCCGUCGGUGCCGGUCGUCGGAGGUCCAAACCUCCGGGUCGUGCAGGUGGGUUCUCCGAGUUGCUUGGAGCUGCGACUGGAGCCGUUGAUCAGGUCGAGCUUGACGCUUUGCUGGUGGAAGAGUGGCGAGCAGGUGCUUCCCAUGGUUUUUUCCGGCAUGAUUAUCCGGUGAAGAGACUCCGUUGCUACACCGAUGGUCAAUCUUGUUGAUUGUAUUAAAUUUUCUUUUAUUUUCUAUUAUUUGUUUUUGUUUCGGGUUUUCCAUUUAACCCGUUAGAAAUAACGUGGUUAAGUUUGCUUUGAUUUGCUUACUGGAUACGUACAGGCUAGCAACAAAAAUUAACUAGGGGGUUUUAAUACUUGCUUAUCUACUAAACAGCUGUCGCUUAUUUCAAUUUCUCUUGUUGAUUUUGUUUAGUUGUAAAGUGAAGCUCGUGGGAUUUUCCUUAUAAAAAGAAAGACGGCAUCGUUGACCACUAAUCAUCCCUUGAAACUUAUUAUUUCAAGAUCUGCAUACUAGUCUACAAUUAAUGUCUAUUAUAUAAGCUUAUAGUGGCUAGUUUUAUUGCUCAGUAUCUUUUUUCAAUUGUUAACCAAUAAAUAGUUUUACAUUUUCUAAUUUCUUUAGCUUAAUUUUCGUUUAAGUGUACGUAAAGUUAAUCAAAUAUUUUGGACGUUAGUUUAACUAAGAAACCUCAUUCAACUGGGCAUUUAAGUUCUCACUUUUCAGCAACAAGCAGAUAAUCAGACAAUAAUUUAAAACCUACAAAAAUAAUAGUAUACUCCUCUUUUUCAAUAUAUAAGUUGUUUUAGAUUGUUUUUUUUUUUUUACAAUAUAAGUUGUUUUAGGGACUUUUUUCUGUUUCACAAUAUAAGUAGUACAUUUUCAAAGUCUAAUACAAAAUAUUAUAUACAAAUAUAAAAACAAAAUUUAAUAUGUAUGCUUUUAACUAGAACAAGUUGUAAAGUUAAAAUAGAUGGACUUGUUUAUUUACUGUGAUU